Sclerotinia borealis F-4128 is the source of this 3555-nucleotide messenger RNA. The record is from the annotation of a GenBank genome assembly. NCBI's taxonomy places the organism in Eukaryota, Fungi, Ascomycota, Leotiomycetes, Helotiales, Sclerotiniaceae.
AUGGAUGAAAGACACUCUCAACAUGGUCCUCAAAACACAAUAAGUGGGAGUUCUUCACCAGGAUCAUCAACAGUAACAGCGCGAUCAAAUCCACUACCAAGAGGUGGAAGUUUUCUUGAUUUUAUCGAGACACUUGUCACACCACCUGCUCAUGUAGAGUUCAGUGAAGAUGAUGAUUAUAGUUUUCCUGUCGCUGAACGUGUUGGAAAUGGACCAUAUAUGUAUGCACCAGGGACAACAUCAAGUGAGGAGAGAAAAUUCAAGAAGUCCAAGCCAAGUUCUAAUAUUAAAGCAGCUGGAAACAAAUCAUCUAGUCUUGUACCCGACAAGAAAACUGAUGAAGUAAAACUACCCCGAAUUUCCAGGUAUGCAGACUGGUACAUUGAAAAUCAACUUCCUUCCAAAAAAACUCAAAAUCUUGUCAAAAAAGUUAAGCCUCAUACCAAAGAAGCUCAACAUCGUCUCCAAAAUUGUCUCAACAAAGGUCAACAUCUGAUUAACAAACCAAUUAGCAUCGCACCAGCAAAAGAAGCCCCUAAAGAAAGAACACCAAAGAAAUCGCAGAAUUCUCAGGCAAACCAAGCCAAGAAAAUAACUCCUAUCAACCAAGCUCCGAUAUCAACGCCCAAGCCGACUUCAACUGCAAAGCCAGAUCCUCGAUUAUCACAAAAGCGUCAGAUUUUGACUAGGAAGUCGGUUCCUCAAUUGCCACCAAAGUCUCGUCGUCAAACAUACGAGCCAAACGACUAUUCGUCGCCCGGGAAUUAUCAAGAAGAUGAUGUUCCAGCCCUCCAGUCUGGCGCCCCACCUGUCAAUGCUGCCAUAAAGGCAUAUAAGGAAGUAUAUCUACCAUCUAUACAAACCGGCUCUCUGUCCACCAAAAAAUCGAAGACAGCUAUUGGACCAAAGUUGGGGUCGUCGCCACCACUGAUGAUGGGUGCUCGUCUUUCAACUUUGACACCAAUAAGACCGUUUCAAACAGAGGAGAUUCCUCCCCCUCCAGAGAAAGAACAAGAUGAAGUCAUGUUCUCACCAAAACCAGCUUUCGUCACUGGCGCCGGAGAAGAUGGAAUAUUCCUGCCCCCCGGUGCUAUACCAUACAACUUGACCCCCUCUCCUGUUGGCAGCCCCCAAGAGAGCGAUUACUACGAGCCCUACGAUGGUCGUUCAUCCUCGUCCCCGUCCGACAAUGGUCUCAAUAUGGUCGAUUCUUCCCCGAUUUCGGCAAAUGACGCAGCUUCGAUCCCGGUCAAUAUUGCUGAUUCUUCAACUGGAAGAGCUUACAAUCCCGAAGCGAGAUUUCCAGUCGACGGGGAGAUGCAAAGUAACAUUAUAGAACACGCUCUAGCUAUGGUAAACUCCAUGGCUUCUCAAAUCUUCAGAGCUGCAAGAUCUCCAGCCGACGAAGAGAUGCAUAAUAGCUUUGAUUCGGCACCCGCUCCAAGCAUGGUAAACUCCACAGGUUCCCCAGUUUGCAAAGCCUACAGUCCCGAUGCAAGACCUUCAGCCGACCAAGAGAUGCAGGAUACACUUGAUUUUAAAUAUACCCCAACACCCACGCCCGAGGGCAGUCCGCAACGUCCAAUUGAUCCAAUAUACUCCCCAACACGCAUGCCCGAGCUCGAGGAUUUACCAGAGUAUAAUGAUUUAUACCGUGAUAGGCAAACCGCUUCUGAGGCCACUCUCACCGAAAGAGAAAGAUCUGCCACACCAAAACAUCUUUCUCAAAACCCCGAUGAACGCGCGCCUACUCCAGAACGUUUCGAUUUCAUAUUGGACGAAACAGUUUCUGCACAAACCAUGCGCGCUUUAUCAGAGGAAGUUGACAACCCCGUUGGAUCUAUCGAACUUGUCGACGCUCGAGACCAAGUUGAGAUAGCUGCGCCCCUUGAUUACAGUCAACCAGCCGAUGGAACUAUCCAAGAUAAAGCCAUGCGUGACGAGAGAAGUCGUACCCCGCCAAGCUCAUCUGCUGAGACUGGCACAGUUAUUGACGCGGUCGCAUCUAUUGAGGCCAACGCAUCCCUCGAGGUUGACGCAUCUGCCGACGCCGACGCCAUGGAAAUUGAUGAAUCUGUGGAGCUAAACGCAUCAUUCGAGGCUGCAGCAUCCGAUGUAGGUAGCGCCAUGGAUAUUGACGAACAAACCAGCUCUGAUUUCUCCGACCUACCUGGCGAGUUCGAUUUGGAUCCCUUCAAGGAAGAAACGGAUAGACUUUUAAGGGCCAGAAAAGCAGAACAAGCACAACUUGACAGACUGACGGGUCCGGCUUUUCCAUCUUCUUCUGUUACUAUUACGUCAAAUGUCAUUAGUGACCGUAAAGCUCUUGCGUUGGCUAAAGAAGGAGAAUACUUUGCUUUGGAAAUGGCACUCUUCAAUAUAGUUCCAAAGGAAGUCUUCGACCAGAUUUGGAAGGAUGAAAACGAGCGUCCACAGAUCAGCUUGAAGAUGGGCCCUAGUAAGUGGACUCGUUCUAUCGAUCCCACCAUUCGUCACGCAGCCAAGCUAGAUGCCAGCGCCAAUGAGUUGAUUAAUGUUGUAAGUGAUGUUGAGAAGUUGUUGGUUACCAUUUGGGCUGCGGUCGAGUCGAUUGUUAUUGUAUUGUAUUCUGAUUUGAGUUAUGAUUUCACCCAACAUGAUCUUGAUGAAUACUUUCGUCGCUACCAAGUUGAGAUCUUUGUCACAUUCAAGAGUCUCCACGCUCACCUGCUCACCUUGGCUGAUUGGAAGGAUCGUUAUUUCGCUUCAAGCAACAUCAGGAAGCGAGCCCAGCGUCACAAUUCAAACCCAUACGCUCGUCUUUUCAAGGCCAAGAACUCAGCCGGCAUCCUCUUUUACGGAACUGGUAAAUACCUCACUGCGAUGAAAGCCGCAAUUGCGGAUGCUCUGGAGGCCAAUGAAUGUGUGUGUAUGACAGGCCCGAAAUGGAAGAAUUUGGUCAAUAUUAAUAGACGUGCUUUGGGCGAGGAAUUUAGUGGUUGUCUAGAUGGAUUGAGGAAGUUUGAUAAGGUGGUUAGGAAGAGAGAUUGGAAUGUUAGAGAAGCUCUAAAGGCUGAGGUAUCUUCUCCUAUGAUCAAUUUGGAGCUGCCUUCCGAAAGUGCAUCCGAAAAAGCUUCGUCCGAGGAGAGAGAAGUUGCUGUUGAAGAGAAUGCCGAAGAGAAGUCCGGAGAUUUGAGCGACGGUGAUCCACCAUCAUACUACGGGGAUAACGAUGACGAGGAUGACGAGGACUACGUUGAGGGUCGCCUCCAAAUCUUUCUUCAACCACCCACCCGUGAAAGGCGUUGCUCCGGUUCAGUUACUCGUGCAACCUCUCGCCGCAUUUCAUCCAACGAUGAGACGAAAUCCAACAACGGAGAUGGAGGUUCAUCCUUGAGUAAUGAAAAGGAUUUUGAUGAUGGGCUGCCAGGCAGAGGUCGUCAUCGUCAACGAGCUGGUUCAUUCCAUACUUCAGGUGCGAUUAAGAGUGUUCGAAAGGGUAAUAAGCGAUUGAUGGUUGAGGUCGGUGAGAGUUCAAGCCCAAAGGCUGUCGAGCAGUAUUUCGAGACACCUUGA